Messenger RNA from Oenanthe melanoleuca, 1675 nucleotides. It is a transcript of the gene C1QTNF12, whose product is annotated as C1q and TNF related 12. Gene Ontology annotation, molecular function: hormone activity. Gene Ontology annotation, biological process: positive regulation of insulin receptor signaling pathway; positive regulation of D-glucose import across plasma membrane; negative regulation of gluconeogenesis. The transcript is spliced from 8 exons. Lineage: Eukaryota; Metazoa; Chordata; Aves; Passeriformes; Muscicapidae. The record is from RefSeq and is a predicted model, not a curated record. Bases 1 to 969 code for a protein of 322 amino acids.
AUGCCGCCCCGCCGGGGGCUGUGGCUGCUGCUGCUGCUCCAGCUGUGGCUCCAGCUGUGCCUCCAGCUGUGCCCCCGCCCGGCGGCCGCCGCCCGCAGGGACAGGAAGGGCAGGAAGGAGCCCCCGGAGCCCCUGAAUUCCUCCCUGGCCAACGGCGAGGAGCAGCCCCAGGUGGGUCAUUCCCGGAUUUACCAGUCCCCCGAGCCCCGGAUCACCGACCCCCGCAGGACCUGGAUCUCCUUCGUGCACCGCCCCGACGACGGCAACAAUUCCAAGAGGAGAUGCAAAGGCAAAGACAAGAAACUGCGAGGCCUGGUCGGGCCUCCGGGGCCUCCUGGGCCUCAGGGGCCUCCGGGGGCUCCUGGGGCUGAAAUCACCCGGGAAAUUCUUCUGCAGGAGUUCAAGGAGAUCUUAAAAGAAGCCAUGGAGCAGCGAGCCUCCCAGCCGCUCCCAGUCCCUCCCAGCCCGCUGCCGCCGCUGCUGCCCCUGGAGCAGCCCCGGCCCCGCCUGGAGCAGGCGUUCCACUGCCGGCUCCGGGCCCCGCUGCUGGUGGACAAGAAAACCCUGGUGGAGCUGCACAACUUCCAGUCGCCCCUGGCCAAGGGCUCCUUCCUGCGGGGCCCGGGGCUCAAUUUGGCCUCCGGCCGCUUCACCGCGCCCGUGGGCGGCAUCUACCAGUUCUCAGCCAACGUGCACAUCGACCACAGCGAGCUGAAGAGCAAAGUGCAGCUGCGGGCGCGGGACAACGUGCGGGUGCUGAUCUGCAUCGAGUCCCUGUGCCACAGACACACGUCCUUGGAAGUCAUUGCUGGGCUGGAAAGCAACAGCAAAAUCUUCACAGUUUAUGUCCAUGGGCUGCUGCAGCUGCAGGCUGGCCAGUACACCUCCAUCUUCGUGGACAACAGCGCCGGCGCCGCCAUCACCGUCCAGCCGGGCUCGGAUUUCAUGGGGAUGCUGAUGGGAGCCUAGGAGCGACCCCAAACCCCAAAUCCCAAAUCCCCAAAACACCAAACCCCCAAAUCCCGAAAUCCCGAAAUCUCAAAUCCCCAAAACCCCAAAUCCCAACCCCCAAAUCCCGAAAUCCCAAAUCCCCAAAACCCCAAAUCCCAGCCCCCAAAUCCCCAAAUCCUGUCCACAAUCCUCAAAUCCCCAAAUCCCAAAAUCCCCAAAUCCCAAAGCCCCCCCAAAACUCCCAAAUCCCCAAACCUCCCCCAAACCCCCAAUCCCAAAACCCCCGAAACCCCAAACCCCCAAUCCCCAAAAAUCCCUCAAACCCCCCAAACCCCCAAUCCCAAAAUCCCCAAACCCCCCCCAAACCCCCAAAAUUCCCAAAUCCCCAAAGCCCCAAACCCCAAAAUCCCCAAAUCCUGCCCCCAAUCCUCAAAUCCCAAAACUCCCAAACUCCCAAUCCCAAAUGCCGAGAACCCCGAAAUCCUCAAACCCCCAAUCCCCAAACCUCAAAUCCCAAACCCUCAACCCCCCAAAACCCCCAAUCCCAAAUCCCCAAACCCCAAACCCCCAAAUCCCCAAAACCCCCAAACCCCCAAAUCCCCAAACCCCAAACCCCCAAAUCCCCAAACCCCAAACCCCCAAACCCCCAAAUCCCCAAAUCCCCAAACCCCCAAAUCCCAAAUCCCAAAUCCCCAAACCCCAAACCCCAAAAUCCCCAAAUCCC